AUGGAUAAUGGUGGAGGUGACGCGCCGCCUGUGAAAGGCGGGGAGUUUCUUCUCCAGCUCCUCAAGAGACCACAGCAACUACACCCUGUGCAAAUCCAGCAAAACCCACCUUCCCAAACCAUACCCUUUGAUCCGGCGGUUGUGGCUGUGGGGCAUACAGUUACACCAUUCUUGCAGUCGCAGCCAGUAUUUUUAUUGAACGGUCGUGAUUCUUACGGCCAGUGGUCGAAUUUGCAUUCCUCGCCACUUUUUGCCCCUCACAUUUGCUUCCCACAAAACCCUAAUUCUAACUUGAAUCCUAAUUUUCCCGCACCACCUGGGGGUUUCAGUCACCCCUCCGAUCAGUAUAGUCAUCAGUUUCACCACGCCUCAGUGGGUGAUGAUCUAAGGAAAUUAGGAUGUUUUGGGGAGAAUUCGAUGCCGCUCCCUGCUGUUCGGGAAGAACCCAAUAUCAUCUUUGGAUCUUUAAACAGAAAAAUCAUAGACAGUGCUGUUUUAAACAGAAAAAUCAUUGAUAAUGAUACCGCAUUGAAUGGAAGUGCUUUGAAAGAGAGUUUAAGUCAAAUAGGUAAAUCUGGGAACUCACAUUUUGCGGAUGAACUAGGGAGUAAUAGAAGAUUGAAUGGUUUUCGAGUUGAUUCUCAGAAUUCAAUUGAGAUUAAUCAGAACUCGCAAAGAAACUCUCGUAACUUGAAGGGUUAUCGGCAACCAAGGAGUAAGAAUAGUAACAGCAGGGGAAAUCAAAGGCAUAAUGGGAAUUAUGCAGUUGUAGUUCCAAGGCCUAGGUUUUCAAGCAAUGUAAGUAAUGUGGGAAAUAGGGAGUAUGGGUCUAGAGAGGGAAGCUUGGAGCACAGUCUCAAUAAAGGUAAGGGUAGUUUGAGCCAUAGAACCGUUGGUUUGUAUGAUAAUCUUAGAGUUAAACAGGAGAGGAUAUUUUCGGACAAGAACGUUGUAUGUGGUGCUCGUAUUUUGGAUGGGAAGGGAUCAAAUAGCAAGCUUGAUUGCCCUGCUCCGCCAACUGACAGCAAUUUUCAUUUGGUUUCGACCUCUAAUGUUGAGGAUUCUAGGCGGAAAUUUCAUGGUGAGUUGGAUAGUGGGGAAGAAUUGGGGAAUGGUGCUCGAGGGCAGAAUGAGUUGGAUGAUUUGGAGGAACAACUUGUGAAUUCUUUAGGACUUGAGGAAAAAUCUCAGGAGAAAAGUGGUAAAAAGAAACAUCACCGGGUCAAGGAUCAUAGAUCCGAUAAGAGAGGGCAAUGGAUACUUAACCAGAGGAUGAGGAAUGUGAAAAGGCAGACAAUGUGUCGAAAUGACAUAAACAUGUUGAAUGCUGAAUUCCUAGCUAUCUAUGACUUGUUGAUCCCACUUGAUGAAGAAAAGGCUAAGCAAAAACAAUUGUUGACUUUAUUGGAGAAGCUUGUUAGCAAAGAAUGGCCUGACGCCCAAUUGCAUCUCUAUGGAUCAUGUGCUAACUCAUUUGACUUUUCAAAAAGCGACAUUGAUGUUUGCCUUGUGAUGGAAGCUGCAAAUUCAGACAAGUCUGAGGUCUUGUUAAAGUUGGCUGGUAUACUGCAGGCAGACAAUCUUCAGAAUGUACAGGCACUUACACGUGCCAGGGUUCCCAUAGUUAAGCUCAUGGAUCCAGUCACUGGUAUUUCCGGUGACAUUUGCAUGAAUAACAUGCUGGCAGUUGUAAAUACAAAGCUGCUUCAGGAUUAUGUGCAUAUAGAUGUGAGACUGCGGCAGUUGGCUUUCAUUGUGAAACACUGGGCUAAAUCACGAGGAGUCAAUGAAACUUACCAAGGAACACUGUCUAGUUAUGCGUAUGUGUUAAUGUGCAUUAAUUUCUUACAGCAGCGGAGACCAGCUAUUCUUCCAUGCUUGCAGGGAAUGGAUUUCACUUACUGUCUAACUAUAGACAAUGUUGAAUGUGCUUAUUUCGAUCAAGUUGAAAAGCUUUGUGAUUUUGGGUCCCGGAACAGGGAAAGUAUUGCUCAGUUGGUUUGGGCUUUUUUCCACUAUUGGGCAUAUUUUCAUGAUUAUGCAAAUGAUGUUAUAUCUGUUCGAUCAGGAUGCACACUGAGCAAGAGAGCUAAAGAUUGGACUAAAAGAAUUGGUAAUGACCGUCACUUGAUAUGCAUAGAGGAUCCAUUUGAGUUAUCCCACGAUCUUGGUCGAGUGGUGGACAAGUAUAGCAUAAGAGUCCUCAGGGAAGAGUUUGAACGAGCCGCAGAAAUUUUGCAGUAUGAUCCAAAUCCUUGUGUAAAGCUGUUUGAACCCUAUAUUCGUACUUAA
Fraxinus pennsylvanica is the source of this 2292-nucleotide messenger RNA. The record is from the annotation of a GenBank genome assembly. Lineage: Eukaryota; Viridiplantae; Streptophyta; Magnoliopsida; Lamiales; Oleaceae.